Messenger RNA from Ruditapes philippinarum (Manila clam), 3272 nucleotides. Its product is annotated as alpha-1,3-mannosyl-glycoprotein 4-beta-N-acetylglucosaminyltransferase B-like. Gene Ontology annotation, cellular component: Golgi stack; endoplasmic reticulum-Golgi intermediate compartment; endoplasmic reticulum. The transcript has 14 exons. Gene Ontology annotation, biological process: protein N-linked glycosylation. The coding region runs from base 841 to 2439 and encodes 532 amino acids. The record is from RefSeq and is a predicted model, not a curated record. Lineage: Eukaryota; Metazoa; Mollusca; Bivalvia; Venerida; Veneridae. Gene Ontology annotation, molecular function: acetylglucosaminyltransferase activity.
UUGUAAGUGUAAAUUCAAAUGAGGAUGCGUGUGUGAUACUAUAGAUCCAUACAAGUAACAUAUAUAUAUCUAAUGAAGGGAUUUGUAAAAGAAGGAAAUUCUUCUAACAGCAGAGAUGUAUUGGAUAUGUUUCCGUGCAUUGAUAGAAUAUGAACACUAGCAGAAACAUAGAGAAGAAAAUGGAUUAAACGAGCUUGUAAUAUACAGGCGUAAUUGACAUUUACAAGUAUUUCAGCGAUUGACAGCUUUUUUGACAGGUCUAUUGUUAGUAACAUCGGAAAGUUGAAAGGUUGUUUAUCUGUAAUAUAUAUACAGUGUUUAAAUCUAAAAACUCCUGUCUAAAUGACAGCUAUUAGAUGAAAGGUGGCUUUUGUUAUUCAUUUUGACGUAUUUUUAUUUUUAAAACAGGGAUGACUAGAUUGAUAGUGGUUAAAACAACAAGAAGACGGAGUUAGUUAAAGUAGUUGUAAUUAAUGUUUAUGAGUAAUUUCGAUGAACUCAGGUGCAAAUGCAUUUUUAUAGUAAAUUAGUGUCAUGCUUUGUUUUUUAAAGGACCUAAGGAACACCUAAAAUUUGUAUAAUGAAAACGGAGGUUUGGUGUAACAUGUAUGACGUCUUAACUGAGCAUCGCUGAUUUAAUGUCGUAUAUAAAAAUACUCAGAUGGAUUUAUUUUCACACAAUAGUGUUUUUCAUUAUACAUGUACAGAGAAAAAGUUGAUGCAAAAUCACUGUUGAAAGUUUAGUGAUUAAAACAGAACAAAAAUAGUUUAUAUGAUAAUUCAGCGGAGGUGAUAAUUACAGAAACAGGAGUGAUAACUCACGACAAGUAAAGGAUUUGCAUGGGCCGUAUGAGAGCAAAACUGAAGAAUGUUGUCGUCACAGGGAUUAUUGUUUGUUCAGUUAUCUUCCUGUGGAUGUUGGCCAUCACAAAACAGGAUGGUACAUAUGAGGCGUUGAUGCAGGAUAGAUAUGUGGAAAUGCAAGAGAAACUGGAGAAAUCUGACCUCGUUAAUAAACAAAGGCUCAAUGAUCUGCAGAUUCUCCGAAGUCAGUUCAACUUUCUUGUUAGUCUCGUAACAAACAAUGCUACCAACAGCUCAAUGGUGAAUGAGUUUCCACACAUUAUGAAGGAGAGAGGGAAGAAUUUUAGCGAGGAGCUGGGCUCCCUCCAUCUACCCAGCAUAUUUACCUACCUUCCUCAUCUUACAGGACAUCCAGAUAGCCUCAAACCUGUGUUCAAGCUCUCGAAAAAUAGAUAUGGAGCAUCAAUUGUGAUGGGCAUACCGACAAUCCGUCGAGAAAGAGCCGACUAUCUCUCACAGACAGUGAAGUCUCUUGUAGAGGGAAUGUCUGUAGAAGAGCAAAACAUGUGCCUUAUUAUAGUCUUUGUGGCCGAGCCAUGGGACAAACCCUAUGCAGAAGAAGUUGGCAAACGUCUUAGUAAUGAAUUCCAAGCAUAUUUAGAGAGUGGAUUACUUGAGGUGAUAUCCCCACCAGCUGAGUUCUACCCUGAUAUGGACAAUCUUAAACUAACAUUUGGUGAUACUAAAGAGAGAGUCAGAUGGAGAACGAAACAGAAUUUAGAUUUCACUUUCCUCAUGUUGUAUGCAAGAACAAGAGGUUUUUAUUACGUCCAGUUAGAGGACGAUGUGAUAGCUAAGCCCGGUUAUUUUUCCAUCAUGAAGACUUAUGCUGACCAACAGAAAAGCAAUGACUGGAUUCUGUUAGAUUUCUCCGCCCUCGGUUUUAUUGGUAAACUGUUCAAAUCGUCACAGAUCCCGGUGAUCGUGGAAUUUUUCCUCAUGUUUCAUAAAGAUAAACCAAUUGAUUGGUUAUUAGAUCAUUACCUCAAUGUCAAGGUCUGCAGUCCUGAAAAAGAUAAGAAACACUGUGCACGUAUGAUUGCCGAAGUUCGUAAAAGAUUCAAGCCGUCACUGUUCCAACAUGUGGGCAUGCAGUCUUCACUGAAAGGGAAAACUCAGAAGUUAAAGGAUAAAGAUUUUGGCAAACAGGCCAUUUAUCGUGCUCAUGUAAAUCCACCAGCAACAAUUGUAUCCAAAAUCAAAGCAUAUCAAAAAUAUUUCAUCAAAAAGGCGUACAUUGGGGAAGACGUAUUUUGGGGCUUGUCACCAACUGCAGGGGAUACUGUUGAGAUUAAAUUUGAUCCUGCCAUAGAAAUAGCCAGUUACUUAUUUCGCAGUGGUAAUUCAAACCAUCCAGAUGACAAGUUUCUAGACACUGUUGUAGAGAUACUUCCUGAAGGUGCUAAAGAUGAUGCAUUUGUUAAAGUGGGGGAAUUUAACAAAGAGGGUCUUGCCAGUGCAGAAGUUGAUGCCGAUAUUGGUAAAGUGUCAAUACUUCGUCUGAAAGUCCUGAAAGAAAGCUCAAACUGGGUGAUAUUAAGUGAGGUUCAUAUAGUGCCAAGGCAGACUAGCUGACCGGUCAUAGUUUGAAAAAACAUUGGAGUAAUGAUAACCCAGCAACAGUUCAUGAAAACAGAACGCUAGGUUUCCAAUCCGGGGUGCUUGCAAUAGGAGCUGUUUAGCUCUGCUUUCACUCACUUACUUUCUUCAUCUGUCUUAAUCAUUGCUGUUGUCAGUGACAAACUCUCACUUUCACAGGGAUAUAGACCCCUAUUUAUUGAAAUAGCUCAUGUGACAGAUUUCAGCUAUAUAGUGGUCUGAAACCUUUUCAUCUGUAUAGUGGUCUGAAACCGUUUCAUCUGUAUAGUGGUCUGAAACCUUUUCAUCUGUGUAGUGGUCUGAAACCUUUUCAUUUGUAUAGUGGUCUGAGACCUGAACAUAUUUCAUAGAUCAUAGAACUCAUUGUGUAUUUAAUGGAUUCUCCCACAAAGGUUUGUCAGGCACUAUAUUCAUUGCCAAUUUCAUUGCCAUCAUAAUUAUGUGAUGGAAUAAGGGUGUAAUGCCCUAGCAUUCAGAGAGAAACUUUUUAUUUUGCGUGAUGAAUGCAGAGGUAUUGCAGGUAUAAGCAUUAUAAAUAAUUUAUAUAUAAUUUAUGUGAUAGACUUACAUUUGUACAGGUGUCUGGGGUGUCAGGACAACCAAUAUUUUAGAUCAAUCUUACUAACCUGGUGAAAGAAAUGGAAUCAUCUAGACUGGGAUGCUUUCAUUGUAAGAUUUGUCUCCAUUUAUCAAAUCAGUCUGACUAUUUGGGAAAAUAAAUGUUUAAAAAAAUUUGUGGGGCUCGUUUAGUGGAUGAAGAAUGUUUGAUUAUCACAUUCUGACAUUGCAACUGACAAUAUUAAUAUUCA